This is a messenger RNA of Trichoderma aggressivum f. europaeum, 1209 nucleotides long. RefSeq lists its product as uncharacterized. The coding region runs from base 1 to 1209 and encodes 402 amino acids. NCBI's taxonomy places the organism in Eukaryota, Fungi, Ascomycota, Sordariomycetes, Hypocreales, Hypocreaceae. The record is from RefSeq and is a predicted model, not a curated record. The transcript has a single exon.
AUGGCAGCCCAGUCCACUGAGUUCCCCCAGUUUGGCCGCCUGCCUCCAGAAAUACGCCUGAAUAUCUGGUUCUUCUGUCUUCCUCAUCGGGUCGUGCAAAGAGACGACCCUCUCUGUCUUGGAGAUGUCCAAAGACAGCAGAUGUGCUGGUCUAUGCGAUCGGCUCUCCGGAAUGCUUCUCUGCCGCUCCUCGCCUCCGUCUGUCGCGAGUCGCGGGGGGUCGUUAGAAAAUGGGGCAAGGAAGUCAUGCAGGACUAUUGGUUCAAUCUAGGGCCUAUUUGGGUCCAGCAUCGCCUGGACGUCUAUACCCUCAACUGCAACGGCUUGUCGAGUUGGGAAGGCGAUGAUAUACACAUCGUCAUGGAGUUCUUCGAUGAGGCGUUCUAUCGACUAAACUUGAUGCCGCUUGCGAUGAGAUCCGAAUACUUUUACCCAUUUAGCCUAGAUCCGUCACCAGAACUUGAGGAGGUUUCGAGCUACCCUCAGCUCAAACUCCACGAGAGAAAGAGACGGCCCGGCAUACCCAGUAUGGACGAUCCAUACAACGAGUUUGCCAGACAUUCAGAGAGGCCCUAUACGAGAAUUUCUCAAUCUGCUACCUUGGCUUUCAUAUGCAUUCAUACCACCAAAGCGCAAGCUGCAGACUCUGGUCUAUUUGGCCUACUUCUCGAUGCGCCCGUGCAGCUUGUGGAUUUCGACGACGAAAAAAGGCUCAAGGCAUUCCAUGAUCUUUUCAAAAACGGCCGUCGGUCCAACAACAAAAGACUCCAUGUCAACAAGCAAUUCGCCUCCAUCUUGGCGCCCGACUUCAAGUGUCGAGUGGAAAGCUGGAGGGAAAAGGUGGAUUGGCUCAUGAUGACAUACGCAUGGCUGCGAGCGAAAUACAAGAACAGCCAUUUCAUCCCAAUCGAGGGGGAUCCUGGUUUGGCCUGGAAUCCACCACUUUUGGAUGACCAAAAGAUUGUCUAUAUGAACAACAAGGAAAAGCCGAAUCAAGUAAACCUCUUCAACAAUCGGCAUCCAUGGGUGAUACAAGCGAAGAAGGAAUUACCAAGAAUCGCACCAAAGAUACAGUUUCUUCUUUGCACCGAUGAAUGUGAGGUAGACGAAGAUCCCCACAUGGUACGGAGCAUGCCUAUACCAAUGAGCGGUCACAGUCACUGGUUUAGGACCACACAGACGUAUGCUGAUCUUCCAGAACUUUCGUAA